Molecule: messenger RNA, 936 nt
Organism: Neurospora crassa OR74A
Lineage: Eukaryota; Fungi; Ascomycota; Sordariomycetes; Sordariales; Sordariaceae
Exons: 3
Coding region: 293-802 (169 amino acids)
Source: RefSeq, a predicted model, not a curated record
GCUGUUGAAAGUUGGGGCCAGCGGAAACCAGCAUUUUCUCUUCCCAUGUUUAAAAGGCGGAAUGCCCGUUCUUCAUGAUCUGUGAAACCAGGAUGCCAACAACACUUGACAGCAGUUUCUGGACACGCAACUUCUUUAUCCACGCCGCUUCCAUCUUCCCAAGAAUCCCCCCUUUACAUUUCUCUUCUUUAACAACCAUGCAACGCAACCCCGUCCCUGACUGCAUCAUGAUGAGAACAUCCCGCACACCUGAGAAGACUUAUCAUCAUCAUCCAACUUUGACGUGCCGGAGAUGAACCAGCCCAGCCAGCCCAGCCAGUCUCCCACAUCAGCCCUAGUCAACGAACCAUACGAGCAAGGACCGACCGGCCUCUGUCUCUCUUGUCAUCAAAUCAAAAGUCUAGUGUCCACCCAUAAUAAUUCCUCCUUCAACUCAUCAUCAUCAUCAUCAAUCACCAUGAGUAAAAAGAAGAGACCCGCUCCUCUCCAAAGGCAGGAUGUCAUUGUCCGAUGGAAGAACUACUUUGGCGCCGGUGAUCUCGAAGAUUGGCAGCGUCUGUGUGAGGACCUGGGGUUGGGUGGUGGUGAAUUUGGCAGCAAGACGAAAUGUCGAACGGCUCUUAAAAGCAUCAACGUCAACAUCUGGGACUUCCUCGAUGCCGUCGAGGUGGGGAACAUCCCGCAAAUGUUUCUCACCAAGAAGGAACUUGUCAAAUACACUCUGAAGACUGGACGGAUAUUUCCCAGAGAUGAAGCGAAGGACAUGGGGCCGGUAGCAGCUCUGCUGAAGAUCCUGCGUUAGAUUAUGGGUUGUGGUGCUUGAGUGGCCGAGAUAUGUGGACGAAGGGAAGCUGAAAGUGUAAAAUGUCUUGUGGUAUGGUUGUCGAAAUACAUGGGCUGUCUAACUUCAUAUGUCUGGACAAUACCUACUGAAAC